AUUCCAAUCUAUCUAUUCAUAAACAAAAUUUUUUUUUUUGUCAAACACAUAAUAAUAAUCUUAAUAAUAAUUUACUGGAUUCUUCUUCUUCAGCUCCAAAACCCAAAAGACCUAUCUACUUAUGGCUGGCCAAAAAAAUGACUUCGGGAAGAGAUCCUAUUAUCAAUCUGAUCAGCAUAGUGGUGGAGGAGGUAAGAGAAGAAAUCCGGAAGAGGAUAGAGAUUCACAUGCUAUCGGGCCAGAAGAUACUGUGUACCGUUAUCUCUGCCCUCUUGGAAAGAUUGGAAGUAUCAUUGGGCGAGGUGGGGAUAUCGUGAAGCAAAUGAGAGAAGACACUCGCGCCAAGAUUAGAAUUAAUGAAGCUGUGCCCGGAUGCGACGAGCGUGUGGUCAUGAUUUAUAGUUCGAGUGAUGAAACUAAUUGUUUUGGAGAUAGCGAUGAGUAUGUUUCACCUGCACAUGAUGCUCUAUUUAUGGUUCACGAUAGGAUUAUUGCUGAAGACACUCCACCUAUUGAUGAUCAAUAUGAUGAGCCUCACCAAGUUACAGUGAGACUUCUUGUGUCUGCUGAUCAGAUUGGAUGUGUAAUUGGAAAAGGAGGACAGGUUGUUCAAAACAUACGUAAUGAUACCGGCGUUGAAAUUCGAAUUUUGACCAGCGAACACUUGCCAGCGUGUGCAUUGAGUUCUGAUGAGGUUCUGCAGGUAAAUGGUGAUGCUGCUGCGGUUAGGAAAGGUUUGUUUCAAGUCGCACGUCGACUUCAUGAUAAUCCAUCACGUUCCCAACACCUACUUUUGUCAGCAUCCAAUCUUCAUAGGCCUAGUGCUAGCUAUGUGGCUGCACCAUCUUUGAUUGCGGCUCCAUAUGGAGAUUGGUCAGCAUCUGCAAAGGAAUUCUCACUUCGUUUAGUUUGCCCAACUGAGAAUAUUGGUAGUGUGAUCGGUAAAAGUGGUGUAAUUAUCAAGCAAAUCAGGCAAGAAACUGGUGCAGCGAUUAAAGUUGAUAGUUCAGCAACCGAGGGAAACGAUUGUCUCAUAACUGUAUCUGCAAAGGAGGUCUUUGAUGAACCAUCACCAACAAUUGAUGCAGCAUUGCGGUUGCUACCACGAUGCAGUGAAAAACUUGAAAGAGAUUCUGGUGAUUCAAUUCUCACCACACGUUUAUUAGUACCAAGCUCACGAACCGGGUUUUUGAUAGGCAAAGGUGGUGCAGCUAUUUCUGAAAUGAGAAAUUUAACAAGAGCAAGCAUCCGUAUACUAAGGGAUAGAGAUCUCCCAAGAGUUGCGGCCCGAGAUGAAGAGAUGGUUCAGAUUACCGGGGACGUUAAAGUUGCAAGCAGUGCUCUGCUACAAGUAGCUAUGCGGUUAAGAGCGUAUGCAUUUGAGAUGGAAGGAGCUGUAGUCACACUACCUCCAGCUGAUCCUUAUGGUGGGUAUGUCGGGCCCCAGAUUGCUGGAAGUCCUUAUGGAGCAUAUGGCGUGUACACCGGGCGUAUAAAGCAAUAAUCACAUCUUUUAUACUGUGUAAACUGGGCUAUAAGCUAUGUGUUUUUCUUGAAACUGUGUAACUUGGACGGCAUUUGUAAUAGGAAAUUCUUUGAUUUCUAUUUAAA
Erigeron canadensis is the source of this 1611-nucleotide messenger RNA. Its product is annotated as KH domain-containing protein HEN4. NCBI's taxonomy places the organism in Eukaryota, Viridiplantae, Streptophyta, Magnoliopsida, Asterales, Asteraceae. Gene Ontology annotation, molecular function: mRNA binding. Gene Ontology annotation, cellular component: nucleus; cytoplasm. The transcript is spliced from 5 exons. The record is from RefSeq and is a predicted model, not a curated record. Bases 122 to 1504 code for a protein of 460 amino acids. Gene Ontology annotation, biological process: regulation of gene expression.